AUGGCGGCAGAAAGCGGAGGUGGAGAACUUUUAAAAGUUCUUGGAGAAUAUGGAGUUUUCCUUGUUGAAAUGGGCUCUCUAAAAGAUAUCUACGGCGCUGUAAGAGCAUCUUCUAGGAUUAAGUACAAUUGUCUGUCUGUUGGUAAGAAGUUCAUUGCUGUUGGGGCUUCUUCAGGAGGGUUGUAUUUGUACUAUAGAAAAACUUUGGAGUAUUUUAGGUUGAUUGCUACCAAGGAUGGUCAAAUAACGAAAGUCUGCUUUGCUAAAGAAAAGAACUAUCUAGGCUUUGCAACCAGUACUGGAAUUGUUAUGGUUGUCGAUAUUGGAUCAAAGACUAGAGACAAACCCAAAUACCUACGUCGAUCAGAGGAGCACAARGGUGUAUCAGUAACAUGUUUAUGUUGGGACGAUAACGAUAGCAGGCUGUUUGCCGGCGAUGACCAGGGUGUSGUCAGUGCAUUAUAUCUCCCYGUCAAGUAUGGUGCCAAUCCAAACCACAGCAAAAGAAGUUUAAUUAACCAUGGYACAGGAAUUGUGGGCAAGAGUGAGACAGCCAUCAAUCAAAUUGAUUAUGCUGUUGAAAAACUUCUGGUAUCAACAAUGACGAAAACAGCUGUACUUGACUUGCCAACUCUUCAGUGUUGGUUAGUUGGCUCAAAACCAAGAGAAGGCACCUUUGGAGCUUGUUUUCUUCAACAAUUCAAUCAAUACAAUGCCACUAUCUAUACAGCACGGCCAGGAUCAAGACUGUGGGAGGCAAGCAUGGAUGGACAAGUCAUAUCUACUCAGCAAUAUAAGCAUCUGUUAGCUGUGCCGUCGUCCCCUGUGUUGGGCUAUAGUCAUGAUGCUGUUGUUCCUCAAUCAAAUGAAGAAGAAUGUAAA
Exaiptasia diaphana is the source of this 882-nucleotide messenger RNA. Its product is annotated as Hermansky-Pudlak syndrome 5 protein. NCBI's taxonomy places the organism in Eukaryota, Metazoa, Cnidaria, Anthozoa, Actiniaria, Aiptasiidae. The record is from RefSeq and is a predicted model, not a curated record. The annotation marks the transcript as partial. The transcript is spliced from 10 exons. Gene Ontology annotation, cellular component: cytoplasm. Gene Ontology annotation, molecular function: protein binding. Gene Ontology annotation, biological process: developmental pigmentation.